This is a messenger RNA of Nakaseomyces glabratus, 798 nucleotides long. It is a transcript of the gene TAN1, whose product is annotated as putative tRNA acetyltransferase. NCBI's taxonomy places the organism in Eukaryota, Fungi, Ascomycota, Saccharomycetes, Saccharomycetales, Saccharomycetaceae. Gene Ontology annotation, molecular function: RNA binding. Gene Ontology annotation, biological process: tRNA modification. The record is from RefSeq and is a predicted model, not a curated record.
AUGGGUACUAAAAGAGGUAACGAUGGUUCAAGUCAAAACAGGAAGAUCAAGAAAUUUAAGAUAGCAACAGGGUUUCUCGAUCCUGGUACAUCCGGUAUAUAUGCUACUUGUACCAGGAGAAAAGAAAAGGCUGCGAUUUCAGAAAUGGGAAUAUUACUUGAGGAGAAGAUAGAAGAACUAUAUGGUGAAUCAGAAGUAGCCGAUUCAGAUGUUGAUGAGGCAGGCUCGAUAGAAGAUGAAGUUGCUAAAGAACUUGCACAGUUGAAGAAGAACAAAGAUGACCAAGACAAGAAACAAUUAUUGAAGGCGAUCGAUUUGCAAUGUGAGUGUGUUGUAUUCUUUAAGACUAGAAAACCUGUUAAUCCCACAACGCUAGUUAAAGCAAUUAUUGAUGACUUCAGUAACCCCGAGAGUAAAGUGAAAAGGACAAGGUAUAUUCAAAAACUAACACCAAUUACGUAUUCUUGUAAUGCCACCAAGGAACAAUUUCAAAAACUUAUUGAUCAAGUAGUUGAGCCCGCGUUUAAAUCCGAUCAGUCUUACAAAUUUGCUGUUGAAGUUACGAGGAGGAACUUUAAUACGAUGGAGCGAAUGGAUAUUAUUAACACAGUAGUAAGUACUGUUAUGAAACACGGACAUCAUAAAGUAGACCUUAAAAACUAUGACAAGGUUAUAAUGGUUGAAUGCUUUAAGAAUAAUAUUGGGAUGUCUGUUCUUGACAAUGACUACUCCAAGAAGCACAAGAAAUACAACCUACAACAAAUAUACGAAGCUAAAUUCAAGGAUGAGGAAAAAUAA